AUGGACAUCUUGGCUUGCAGAUCCGAAGAGAACAGUUAUAAUAUUCUCCCCUCGGCGGCAACGAUGCUUUUCCAUGGCCUCCCUGGAGGCGACGUGCACGGUGUGGUGGAAGAAAUGGACCGGAGAGGAAAGAGCGAGUCAGCAGCCAUCAGCUCAGCCAUCGAUAUGGGGGAAUCAGAGACGUCCAUGCCGUGUAUGACCAGCGAGCGCGUGGCUCUGUGCGCGGGCUGCGGCAGGAAGAUCGCGGACCGCUACUACCUGCUGGCCGUGGACAAACAGUGGCACAUGCGCUGCCUCAAGUGCUGCGAGUGCAAACUCAACCUGGAGUCUGAGCUCACCUGCUUCAGCAAGGACGGCAGCAUCUACUGCAAGGAGGACUACUACAGAAGAUUUUCGGUGCAGAGAUGCGCUCGGUGCCACCUGGGGAUCUCAGCCUCGGAGAUGGUGAUGCGGGCCCGGGACCUGGUCUACCACCUCAACUGCUUCACCUGCACCACGUGCAGCAAGAUGCUCACCACCGGGGACCACUUUGGUAUGAAGGACAGUCUGGUGUACUGUCGGCUGCACUUUGAGACUCUCAUCCAGGGAGAAUAUCAGACACAUUUUAACCACGCGGACGUUGUCCCGCACAAAGGCCUGGGCCCGGCCAACACGCUUGGACUAUCCUACUUCAAUGGCGUGGGGACAGUGCAGAAAGGCCGGCCCAGGAAGAGGAAAAGCCCCGGGCCGGGCACCGAGCUGGCUGCUUAUAACGCAGGUAGGAAAGGCAUUUCUCCAAAUACCUGUAACGAGAACGAUGGCGAGUCCAUGGACCGGGACUCCCAGUACAGCUCCAGUCAGAAGACCAAGCGCAUGCGAACAUCCUUCAAGCACCAUCAGCUGAGGACUAUGAAGUCCUACUUCGCCAUCAACCACAACCCAGACGCCAAGGACCUCAAGCAGCUCGCCCAGAAGACCGGCCUCACUAAGCGGGUCUUACAGGUCUGGUUCCAAAACGCUCGGGCUAAGUUCAGGAGGAACCUGCUGCGGCAGGAAAGCACAGGGGUGGACAAAGCAUCCGACGGCUCCACGCUGCAGGGCGGGACGCCGUCGGGCCCGGCCUCAGAGAUCUCCAAUGCCUCCAUGAGCCCCUCCAGCACCCCCACCACCCUGACAGACUUGACCAACCCCACCAUGCCCACUGUCACCUCUGUGCUCACCUCGGUGCCGGGCGGCAUGGACGGCCACGAGUGCCGGAGCCCAUCACAGACCACGCUGACCAGCCUCUUCUGA
This is a messenger RNA of Toxotes jaculatrix (banded archerfish), 1272 nucleotides long. RefSeq names its product LIM homeobox 2b (gene lhx2b). The transcript is spliced from 5 exons. The record is from RefSeq and is a predicted model, not a curated record. Lineage: Eukaryota; Metazoa; Chordata; Actinopteri; Toxotidae. Gene Ontology annotation, cellular component: nucleus. The coding region runs from base 1 to 1272 and encodes 423 amino acids. Gene Ontology annotation, molecular function: DNA-binding transcription factor activity, RNA polymerase II-specific; RNA polymerase II transcription regulatory region sequence-specific DNA binding. Gene Ontology annotation, biological process: neuron differentiation; regulation of transcription by RNA polymerase II.